CGUCGUGUUAGCCGCACAAGUCAGUGUCGCGGAAAUGUUUUGAACUCGCUGAGCAGGCAACCGCGACGACCGGCCGACGUGCGACACAUAGGCGUGUCUGGUGAAGAAUACCAGCCGCGAAGCGUGUUGUGCUUAACGGCACUAUUAGAAUAGUAGACUAGUUAGAGCUUUAAUUAUCUGCUAAUUGGAUUUCGGAAAAUCGUCGGAAAAUCGGGGGAUUCUGGAAGGGACUUUAAACAGCCAUGGGGAAGCAAAACAGCAAGUUAAAACCGGAAGUUCUGGAGGAUCUCAAACAGAAUACUGAAUUCUCAGAUGCGGAGAUCCAGGAAUGGUACAAAGGAUUCUUAAAGGAUUGUCCCAGUGGGCACCUGAGUGUGGAGGAGUUCAAGAAGAUAUAUGGAAAUUUCUUUCCUUACGGCGACGCGUCAAAGUUCGCAGAGCACGUAUUCAGGACGUUCGAUGCAAACGGCGAUGGCACGAUCGAUUUUCGGGAAUUUCUCUGCGCUCUCAGCGUUACGUCCCGAGGCAAGUUGGAGCAGAAGUUAAAGUGGGCCUUCAGCAUGUAUGAUCUGGAUGGCAACGGUUACAUCUCGCGACAAGAAAUGCUGGAAAUCGUGACGGCGAUCUACAAAAUGGUGGGCUCCGUAAUGAAAAUGCCGGAAGACGAAUCGACGCCGGAGAAACGAACUGAUAAGAUAUUCCGACAGAUGGAUAAGAACAAGGACGGCAAGCUAUCGCUUGACGAAUUUAUAGAGGGUGCGAAGAGCGACCCGUCUAUCGUGCGACUGUUGCAGUGCGAUCCUAGUGCACAAGCUCAGUGAGGCCCUGGGCCAAUACAGACAAAUAUCAAUAUGCCAUCUGCAUACCCAAAUCGGUGCCCGGCCCAAUUAGUAUCCCAAACAGAAGCGACGCGAUCGUAAGAAAUUGCCUACCGACGUUUGGUAGUCUGGUAGUCUGU
This is a messenger RNA of Mycetomoellerius zeteki, 958 nucleotides long. RefSeq names its product neurocalcin homolog (gene Nca). The record is from RefSeq and is a predicted model, not a curated record. The transcript has 5 exons. Gene Ontology annotation, molecular function: calcium ion binding. The coding region runs from base 243 to 821 and encodes 192 amino acids. NCBI's taxonomy places the organism in Eukaryota, Metazoa, Arthropoda, Insecta, Hymenoptera, Formicidae.